UUCGGCCCAUCCAGUGGCACUCGCAUCCGCAGCAUUUUGCUCUCCUGGUUGUCAACAACCCGGGUGCUCCUGCUCUCUCUUAAGCCUGUGCUUUCUGGGGGGUAGAGGUUCGAGGUCAAGCUGCUGGGAGCAGAGGGGACUCUGAUAUUCCCCACCCCCCCACCCAAGGCCACCUCCCAGGGGGGGCUCUGUCAUUGUUUCGCGGGCCGUUACGUGUACUGAUUUAAGUUCGGUGCUGGGUCCUGUCCUGGUCAUAAGGAACCACCCUGCCUCUCUGUCCCUGGCUCUCUCUGUGCUGCUGUGCUCAGGAUGCCUUGAGCCAUGGGUAGCUGUCCCCGAGGGGGCAAACAGCUGCGUUGACAGCCCCAGCCUCGAGUUCUCUGAAAGAAAACAAAACCCCUCCCCAGGACAAGCCCUAACUUUUGAGUUGUAUCCCCCGCCCCUCUCCUACUUUUUCAAUGACGUGUUGUAGCUGCUGUAGACCAAUUCGGAGAGAGGACCGAGUGACCCCACAAGGUCUGCACUACAAGGAUUAUCCCCACUUUGUCAACGCGGAUGGGCAAUGCAUUUUCAGCAGGUACUGGGAACCUAAAACAACGCCCAGGGGUUUAGCGAUGAUAAUACACGCUGCAGGAGAACACAGCGGCCGCUAUCAAGGAGUUGCUGGGGUGAUGACAAAGCAUGCCUUGUUUGUAUUUGCACAUGAUCACAUUGGCCACGGGCAGAGUGAAGGCAGGCGCAUGUAUGUGUCCAGUUUCAGAGACUACAUCCGGGACUCCCUGCAGCACUUCGACAUGAUGACGAACCGUUUCCCGAACCUAAAGGUCUUCAUUUUUGCACACGCCAUGGGCGGGACCAUCGCAAUCUCUGUCGCAAACGAGAGGCAGAAGCACAUCGCUGGGGUGAUUUUUAUCGCGCCGCUGGUUAUAUUGAACCCUGAGUCAGCAACACCAGCAAGGAUGUUUUUUGCCAAAGUGCUGUAUCACUUGACGCCGAAUCUAACCUUGGGAUACGUGGACCCUCGUUGGCUCUCAAGAUCACAAAAAGAGGUAAAGAUAUUCAAUAAUGAUCCUCUCAAUUACCACGGACCGUAUAGGAUGAGAUUCACUGUUCAAGUGUUACAAGCGGUUGCCAAACUGGAGAAAGUGGUGCCUACCAUCACUUGGCCAAUGUUGAUUUUACACGGUGAUGCGGAUAAACUGUGUGAUAUCAGGGGCUCCUUCCUCCUGUACAAGCUAUCGGCGAGCUCGGACAAGACUCUGAAGAUCUUCAGUAAAUGUUUCCACCUGCUCCAUCGAGAAGUGCCGAAUGUUACUCUGGAAGUCUUUGCAUUGAUUGGGAAAUGGAUCGCUGACAGGAUGCCGCCAGUGGAACAAGACUGAACAGGCCUGUAAAUGUGGACAGUUUACAAAGGAACCAGUUUCAUUUAUAAUGGGGAUGCAUGUACAGGGGGGGAAGGGGGGCUGUGGGAAGAGGAAAACAAAAUUCAAAUUGCCUAAUUUAACAAAAAUUUGUUUGUUUUACCUCAUAAAGAAAAUUAUGUUAAAAGGAAGUAUUUGUUCAGCAACAGUUUUUCAAUUAAAUCUUUGAUUCAAUUAGUUACGACUGAGCCAGGGAAAGCUGUGCAUCUGCAGACUUCCCUCUUUGUCUGCACCCAUUGUUUCUGAGUUUGGAAAAAAGCCUCCCCUCUUCACUGUGGUUGACAUUUCUCAAUCCCAGUCUGCAGCUCACUAUCUCAGGAGCCAAGGGGCCAACAGAAUUGUAGGCUCCCCGCUACAGUGGGUGGAUUGGGAGUACGACAGAGGGACAAGAGGGGGUUCAAAUCAAAACAACGGUGUCCUCUUAGAUCUACCAUCUGUAAGCAGUUGCUGAUCACCAGCCACACUGCUGCCAGGGUAUUUCCCAAUACCAGUGUGUUACACUGCAAAGCUUCCUCACUCAGCUACAUAGUGUGUAAAUGAGACCACUUCCAUUUCCAUAUAAUGCGAACAGAAUUGUGAAAUGCAUUGCUAAAACACUAAUAUACCACUUGGAAAGAGUCAGUGGUCCCUCUUCUGAUACAAUUGAUUUCCUGAACACUUUUAAGACUUUAAAAUUGAGUGUCAAACACAGAAGGGAAGUUCUGAUUUGAUUUGAGCCAAUGUAUCUCUAUGAUCCACAUGAGACGUGUUCAUCACUGUAAUACAGAAAGACUCCUAGUUCCUGAAGUAUCAGUGUAAUCUGAUUACUGAUACUUGUCAGUGGAAUGUUCAACAAUUUCUAACAGACUUAUUAAAUCUCUCCUUUGCUGUAAGAUGUGUUCUGGUUUCUCCAGUUUCCCCAGUUACUUGCUAAAGAGUGUGGCAUAUUCAAUUAUUGAGAGCUGAUCAAUGUCUGGCACCUGACAGCACAGAUGGAAGAUAUCUCAGGGGAGGCAAAGUAUUGACUUCAGUUCAAAGAGUUGUUGCUGUCCUGGGUUGAAUGGGCAGAGUCUCUGGAUAUGUUCCCCCAAAACCCUACAAUCUCACAUUCAAAAUAUUGGUCACUGGGACCCCAAUCUCUCAAUCACAAGAGUCACAAUAUCGAGAUGAGAAGGUAAUGAGAGGGGAGUGGAGGUAAAAUGACAGACAAAAACAUUGAAAAAUUGCUUUGUUUGCAAAUAUACUGUAAUGACAAGUAUUUUUCAAAGACUCAGUGAAAUCAACAUUUUAAAGUAAUUCUCAUGUUGACCUUGUUUAUACUGCAAAGUUAUUUGCUGUACUCUCUAAUCCUGAACUAUUAAACACCAAUAAAUCUGAUUUGCUUCAUAUGUACAAUAAACUGAAUCUGC
This is a messenger RNA of Chiloscyllium plagiosum (whitespotted bambooshark), 2809 nucleotides long. Its product is annotated as monoglyceride lipase-like. NCBI's taxonomy places the organism in Eukaryota, Metazoa, Chordata, Chondrichthyes, Orectolobiformes, Hemiscylliidae. The record is from RefSeq and is a predicted model, not a curated record.